Molecule: messenger RNA, 966 nt
Organism: Phaethon lepturus (White-tailed tropicbird)
Lineage: Eukaryota; Metazoa; Chordata; Aves; Phaethontiformes; Phaethontidae
Gene: VASH2
Product: vasohibin 2
Exons: 6
Coding region: 34-786 (250 amino acids)
Biological process (GO): regulation of angiogenesis
Cellular component (GO): cytoplasm
Source: RefSeq, a predicted model, not a curated record
UCAGUGCCACCAGUGCCAAACUACAAGCUCUCCAUGUCGAUCCCAGAAUGGCUCCAGGCAAUACAGACCUACAUGAAGAUGCUGCAAUAUAAUCACACAGGAACACAGUUCUUCGAGAUCAGAAAAACCAGACCUCUAAGUGGGUUAAUGGAGACAGCAAAAGAAAUGACCAGGGAGUCCUUACCUAUCAAAUGCCUUGAAGCAGUUAUCCUGGGGAUAUACUUAACGAACGGGCAGCCCUCUGUGGAACGAUUCCCCAUCAGCUUUAAAACCCACUUCUCAGGGAACUAUUUUCAUCAUGUGGUGCUCGGGAUUUAUUGCAACGGCCGGUAUGGCUCACUGGGCAUGAGCAGACGAUCAGAUCUGAUGGACAAACCUCUAACUUACCGAACUCUGAGUGACCUCAUCUUUGAAUUUGAAGACUCCUAUAAAAAGUACUUGCAUUCAGUCAAAAAAGUAAAAAUUGGAUUGUACGUCCCACAUGAGCCGCACAGCUUUCAGCCCAUUGAGUGGAAACAGCUGGUCCUCAAUGUGUCCAAAAUGAUGCACACAGAAGUCAGGAAGGAGCUGGAGAAGUUUGCCAGGGAUAUGAGGAUGAAGAUUCUGAAACCAUCAAGUGCCCAUUCUCCGACGAAAGAGAGAUCACGGGGUAAGUCGUUGUCCCCUCGCCGAAGGCAAGCCAGCCCUCAGAGACGGGCAUGCAGGAGAGACAAAUCGCCUGCGGUGGUGGACAAGAAAGGAGACCUGGCUAAGCUCAACGAGGUAGGCUACCAGCUCCGCAUCUAACAAAGCCAUAUGCCAGACAGAGGGCUUCCUGGUGCUUCCCACUGCACUUUACCUGCACUCCGUUGGAAGGAAAAAGGAAUGGGACUAUUUAUUAACUUGUGGACUCUUACAAUAGAAGUUUUACCUCUGUAAAGUAGAAUGGGGGAAUUGUUUUUUUUGGUGGCAGUAUUUAUUCUCUUU